Schistosoma haematobium is the source of this 9818-nucleotide messenger RNA. RefSeq lists its product as uncharacterized. Bases 4467 to 6323 code for a protein of 618 amino acids. The record is from RefSeq and is a predicted model, not a curated record. Gene Ontology annotation, molecular function: alpha-amylase activity. Gene Ontology annotation, biological process: oligosaccharide catabolic process. NCBI's taxonomy places the organism in Eukaryota, Metazoa, Platyhelminthes, Trematoda, Strigeidida, Schistosomatidae. The transcript has 9 exons.
UCAAUCAAUCACUUUAAAUGACUUAUUUCUGUCUAUUACAUGACCGCUAUCAAUCAAGUGUGCGUAUUGUUUUAACAGUCCUUUUCCUAACCACAAAACUGGGGGGGGUGUUCACUAAUUCUUUGGUUCAGUUGUUUGGUAGUGCGCCCAAUAUAGUUUUCUCCAUUGGAGCAAUUGAAUUCGUAGAUACACAUAGAAUCGGCAUAACCAGGUAACUUAUCCUUUAGUUAAGGAAUCACCAUAAAUUGGGUCGAAUAAGAUAGACAGAAGUUGGCUGUAUUAAACGUUCUCUUCACUGCUCUAGUCAGUCUAUCACGUAGUACAUCACAAGUUACAUCUCCAUUCAAUUGCAACUUCAGGAAGAGAGGUUUCCUGCUAACCGUUGAUAUCGCUAUUUUCUUGUUUGUUACACGGCAAGUGUUUCUUCAGGAAACCUUGUGGAUAAUCCAUCUCAUAAACUGCCUUUAUUGAACUGAGAAGAAUCUAAUGGAAAACAAUAUUGUUCUCAUACAUAUAUGUUGCACUAAAUAGAUAACUAACAUGACCAUAAUGCAUAAACAAUUUAAAAAAUACAAUUAUUUCAAUAGUUGAGAUCAUGAGUCAAUUAAAGCUAGACAACUAUGGAAAACCUGGGAGCACUGGACGACCGUUUCAUCCAAUUGUGGAACUCCUCAGCAGAGUACAUUCACGACCUCGCCUCAUGAGAUUCAAACCCAAGACCUAUCAGAUUCGCGCGCGAGCCUUUAACCACUAGACCAGAAUUACUACAUGAUAAGUCGUGUAAGUCGAACGCUAUAUACGAUUCCUAAGCUAUUCCGAUAACCCGCAGUCUAGAACUACACAGCGACUUGAACUCCAGAGAGAAGACACAAGAAUGAGAGAAAGCACUUUAUUCCAAGGUUCAUUUUUGUACAGAAAAUCAUGGGUAUUUAUAGAUUUUGGCGUCUGUUAAAUCAACAUCAUUUUACAGCCAAUCCGAUAACAACACAUUAUGCUACCGACCAACAGUAGCACGCCACGUUGGAAUUCUAGAACGUUCCAUCACACUCUGAUUGGCCAGGACUCUUCGGCUCCUUGUGGGCCUCUGGAGGCUCCGUUGAAGUUCUCCGGAAGCCGACCCAACACCUACCCCGAAUAAGGUUUCUUUCUGGGGUCCACUUGUAGUUUGAUAACUGGAUUGCGACGGCGUCCCAUUGUUCUUGUCGUCUUUCUUGUCCAAGACUUCUUUUCAGUGUUCCUGGGCGUUUGUGGCAUUGGUGCGUCUAAGAUUAAAUCUAACGGGAAAGUCGGCCGGUUACUUCGAGUCUGCACUGUCCUUUUGUCCUUAAGGAUUUGAUUUGUAUGACGUAUACAUGUCCCAAAAGCUCCUCGAACUUUGUACAGUACUCUUCCCAGUUUUUGCACCACUUCGCCCGGCUCCCAUCGGUUCUUCCCCAUGUAGGAUUUGAUGUAGACUUUGUCGCCAAUACUGAAGUUCCGGAUACUUGGAUCGCGACUACGCUCAUCCACUAGUUUGGAUGGCAACAUGGCAUCGAAGACUGCUCGAAUACGCCUUCCAAACAUGGCUUCCGCGGGAGAUUUGCCGUCUUGAACAUUUGGGUUUGGGGUGGAUCUGUAUGAUGUUAAAAAUUUUGUGAUCACCUGCUCAGUCGUCCCUUCUCCUCCCCCUUUCAGUAAUGCUCGUUUAAAAGUGUCCACAAAGCGCUCUGCUUGUCCGUUUGAUUGUGGAUGAUAGGGUGGAGAACGAAGAUGAUUUAUUCCGUUUGUUCUACAGAAAUGUUUAAACGAUUCUGCGGCAAACUGAGAGCCGUUAUCCGUCACUAAGGUCUCUGGUACUCCGAAACUGCUAAAUAAGGUAGACAACUUGCGGAUCGUUUCUGACGUUGUACAAUUUGGCAUGAUGUAUACUUCCGGCCAUUUAGUGAAUGCAUCUACGAUAAUUAGAAACAUUUUCCCCUGGAUUGGACCGGCAAAGUCUGCAUGUAACCUCUCCCAGGGACUAUUCGGCUUUUCCCAUUGUUGCGGUUCACACUUGCUUGGACUUUUGGCUGCUUGUAGGCAUGAUGAACAAUUGCGGCAUCUGUUUUCGAUAUCUUGGUCCAUUGUAGGCCAGUAUGCGUAGCUUCCAGCCAAUGCUUUCAUCUUAUUGAUACCAGGAUGACCGCUAUGGAAUUGUUUCAGAACCUUGUAGCGUAGUACUUUUGGAACAAUAAUUCUGUCGCCAAACAUAAUACAUGAGUCGACCAUCAUAAGUGAGUCCCGUCGGCGAAAAUAUUGUAGCAUUUCUCCUUGAAAACGACGGUUCGGCCACUUGGUGAGAAGAUAACCACUAACCUCUCUUAAAGUCUUGUCAUUUUCGGUGGCAUCUUUGAUGGCCUUGAAAGUAACCGGUAAACCAUCAACUGCGUCUUCCAAAACUCGAUGUACUUCUGUUUCCGUCUCGAUUGCUGCCACCAAAGUGUCUUCUUUCUGCUUUACUUGUGAACCAAUCAGUCUGGAUAAAGCGUCAGCUUGUCCAAAAUCAGUAGUGGGCUGAUACUUGAUCUUGAAGUCAUAACCCAAGAGUGUAGUCCCCCAACGUUGCAAUCUGUUUGCGGUGUAAACAGGUAUACCUUUCUUCGACUCAAAGAUGGCUAGUAACGGUUUAUGGUCAGUUAAUAGGGUGAACUGACGUCCAAAUAUCAUCUUGUGAAAUUUCUUGACAGCGAAGAUAAUCGACAACGCUUCCUUCUCGAUCUGACUAUAGUUACGUUCUGCUGAUGUUAACGAUCUAGCCGCAUGUGAUAUCGCUUUCUCGGAUCCAUCUGGCAUGAUGUGAGAAAUAACUGCUCCAAUGCCGUAGUGUGAUGCGUCUGAUGCCACUACAAUGGGUAGGGAUGGAUCGUAAUGGGUGAGCAGCAGAUCCGAGACUAGUACUUUCUUGAUUUCAUCGAAAAAGGUUUGGCAAGUUGCAGACCAACUCCAUUUUACAUUCUUCACCAGGUUAUUCAGGGGGGCACGUAAUUGAUGAAGGUUUGGGAUAAAAGCUCCAUAAUGGCUAACUAGUCCCAAGAAGGAUCGUAGUGUGGUGACAUCCGUCGGUCUGGGCAUAGUUUUCACUGCCAGUGUAUUCUCCGGAUCUGGUCUUCUUCCAUCUUUGUCGAUUAUAAACCCAAGGUAACGUACUUUUUGCAUACAGAAGUCACAUUUCUCUGGACGAAGUCGAAGUCCAUAUUCGGCUAUUCGUGUCAGCACCUGGUCAAGCUUCUUUUCUAAGUCUACUCUAUCUACUCCCAUAAUUAUUAUAUCAUCUAAGUAAGCUGCAGCACCUGAAACAUCUUGUAGCAUAGUAUCCAUUAUUUGCUGAAAUAUGGAUGGGGCCGUCUUGACUCCGAAGGGUAAUCGAUUAUACCGGAAUAGACCCUUGUGUGUGUUUAUGGUAAGCAGGUUUUUAGACUCGUCAGCAACAGGGAUUUGUAAAUAAGCUUCUGAUAAGUCCAACUUUGCAAAAAGCUUACCUCCGUUCAGUUUAGCAAAAAGAUCUUCAGGUAGGGGUAAUGGAUACUGAUGAGUUUCUAAGGCUUCAUUCAACCCGGUUGAGUAAUCGGCACAUAAACGAACGCUACCAUUAGUCUUCUUUACUACUACUAUCGGUGCGGCCCAUUCUGAGAAAUUCACUGGUUCAAUGACACCUAAUUUCUGAAGUCGUUCUAGUUCUUGUUCAACCACUGGUAGAUCAGCAUAUGGUACGGGUCUCCUUGGUCGAAAAACGGGAGUAGCUGCAGGCUUUAGAGUUAACAGUGCUUUGGCUUUCGUACAUUCUCCCAAUCCUUCUCUAAACACGUUUUGAUGUCUUUGUAGCAUGGCGUUUUUCUGAUUCCAUUCUGGGGUGUUGUCUGUACUUACUCGUCUGCAGAUACUGUUGAUAGAAUGAUCUGCUAGUUUAAGUGUUUCUAUAAGGUCCAACCCCAUUAAGUCUAGUGAUGGCUUCUUAGUAAGAUACAAUGUUGCAUUUUUUGUUACCGUACCUUUAGAAACAGUGCAUGGCACUUCUCCAACAAUAUUCAACUUCCCCCCAGAUGCACUGUGUGCCAACUGUGUUGUUGGGAAAACUGCGGGUCUCCCAAUGUUCUUCCACGUUUCUGGGCUCAUUAAUGUAAUAUCAGAAGCUGUGUCCAGCUGAAGGCGGGUACGGUGUUUAUUAAUAUCCAAGGUUACGUACUUUCUUCGGCGGCAACUUCGUGCCGUGAUAUGUGAUACCAAUAUCUUAUUUGUUGGAGCACUAUAUCUAUAUUUCUUUGAGUCGUCAAUACACAAUUGUAGUUAUAGUAACGGGCUGACCUUGAUAAACGUAUUAACCAAUCAGAGUGAAGUAGUCUUGUUUUUUUGUACAUUGAGUCAUUGAUUAAAACAAAUUAUAUAUAUAUCUGGAUAUGUUGUACAAUAUUUAAAAUAUGGUAUCCAUUUGAUAAUUUACAUAUUGUAUCAUGUCUAUUACACAUGAAAAUUUAGAUUAUUCAGGAAAUUGUAAUGAUUAUAAUAAUGAUAAUGAUGAUGAUGAUGAUGAUGAUGAUCGAGAUCAUGAUCAUAAUGAUCAUAUAGAAAGAAAUAAUUUAAUCAAUGGAUAUACUACUGAUGAAAUUAAUUAUGAACAAAUGAAAAAAUGUUAUAAUUCAACUAAUCAAUUAUAUAAUAUGGAACCAGAAUUAAUUGGAUUUGUACAAAAACAUAAUGUAGUUAUGGAUGAUGGAGCAGUUAUUAAUAAAAUGGCAUUAUUAAAACAAACUAUAUUAAGUAAAAAAAAUCAAAAGAGAUUUCAACCACCUAAAGGUUUAAGUAUGAAAAUGUUUAUUAUUUUAAUCAUUUUAACUAUUGUAUUAAUACCAUUAAUUAUAAUUGGAAUAAUUAUUGGAAUUAUUUAUAUAUAUAAAACAAAUAUACCAAAUUUACCAUAUGCAUUACCAUGGUGGCGUCGUUCAUUAAUAUAUCAAAUAAAUAUUGAAACAUGGGCAAAUGAUGUACAAGGACCAAUUGGUCGAUUACAAGAUAUAAUACCACGUAUUGAUUAUUUAGUGAAUCAAGUUGGUGUUACAAGUGUAUUACUUACAAAUUUAUUAAAUUCUGAUAUUAAUGGUAUUAUUGAUUGGGAAACAAUUAAUCAAUCGAUUGAUCCAACCGAAGAAGGAUUUAAUCACUACUUACCACAAAUAAUAAAAAAAUCGAAACAACAAAAAAUCUCCAUUUUACUUGGUUUAUCAAUGUAUACAACAAGUAAUAGACAUGAAUGGUUUCGUUUAAGUCAAUCAAGUAAUAAUAAUAAUAAUAAUGUUUAUAGUACAUUUUAUAUAUGGACUAAUAAUGAACCUUUAACUGAUCAACAAAAACGACAUUAUGCCUAUGAUUCUAUUCGUCGAGCAUACUAUCGACAUGUACAUGGUAAUCCAAAUAGUCCAUUAUUGAAUUUAAGUAAUCCUAAUGUACAAAUAAAAAUGAUUGAAGUUAUUAAAUUUUGGAAACAAAAACUUGAAAUUAAAGGUGUUAUGAUAAUGAAUUCAAGUAAUUUACUUGAAGAAAUGGUUCCCGGUAUUAGAAAAAUCUUGAACACAGACACUGAUGAUGAAUUCAUAUGGUUUGCUGAUGAACCGAAAAUUGAUGCCAUGGUAAAUAUGGAACAGAAAGUUUGUUUACAUACACUUACAAUAAAUAUUCGUGUACCAACAAGAAGUGAUGACAUAGAUUCACAAAUUCGACAAGCUAUGAAUAAUACACAAUUAAGAAAAUGUAGUCCAAUCUGGUUAGUUCAUCAAUUAAGUGAAGAUAAUAAAGAUUUUGAAACUAUUCAAAAAUUAGCAUAUUUUCUACCAGGUAGUUAUUUAAUGUUAGCUGGACAAGAAGUUGAUUUGACUAAUGGUAAUCAACAAUUGAUCAAAUGGUCAUAUGAAAAUUAUUUAGAUUAUAAUACUUAUUGGCCAAUUAAUAUAAAUUUAAUCAAUAAUGGUAAACAACGUUUAUAUCAUUGGAAAUUAUUUAUAAAAAAAUCUUAUAGUAUUACAUUAUUAAAUACCCCUAGUGAUAAAAAUCAAUUAAUCAGUUAUAUUCCUAAAACAACUUAUAAUUUAUUGAUUAUUUAUCGUCAUUAUAUUAAUACAAUUUAUCGUAUUUAUUUUAUAGUUAGUUUUCAAACUUUAAAUACUAUCAUAUCAUUUCAAUCCAUAUUUUAUGAUAUAAGUAGUUUAUCUCAAUUAAAAGUAGUAUAUGAUUCAAAAAAUUUAUAUUAUAAUAAAAAACAAUUAAAUAAUGAAUUAUUAGUUAAUAAUCAAGUUUUAUUACUUUAUUAUUAUUAAUAAUAAUUAUACUAUUAUUAUUAUUAUUACUAAUACUACUACUAUUACUAUUACUGUAACUAUUACCAUUACUAUUACUACUACUAUUACUAUUACUACUAUUAAUACUAUUGUUACCACUACUACUACUACUACUACUACUACUACUACUACUAAUACUACUACUACUACUACUAAUAAUAAUAAUAAUAAUAAUAAUAAUAAUAUUAGUAGUACCAAUCAUUCAAUUCACGAUCGUUUAUGAACUAAUGAUACACGAUUAUUCAAUGAAUCUCCUUUUUUUAUUUAUUAAGAAAGUGAAUUUUAUGAAGAUUAUAGCAUUAUUGAAAAUGUAAAAGCAUUGGAUGAUCAUCUCAUCUUUAAUAUGUGAUACUUUAACAGUACACAUUCAUGAUCUCAUUUGUAGGAUUCAAAUGUGAAAACUUUAGAUUGGUUGAGUUUUAAAGGUGCUAGCUUAGUCGAUCAGAGGUUAAAUGUUCAUAGACGAGAUCGAAAGUGUUAGGUUCUUAUCUUGAGAGUAAGAUUAUAAGUGCUCACUACUGAAGAAGUCUCACAUUAGGACGAAAUGGUUGUCCAAUGCUUUCAGGCUUUUUUUUUUAAAAAAUGAUGAUCUAGUUUUAAUUGACUCAUGAAUUCAACUAUUAAUCUUCCUUUCAAUAUUUUGUAAUCUCUUCCUUUUUUUAAUUUCUUAGUUUAUGAAUCUAAUUUCAUUGAAAUUGUACAAAUAUGAUUCUUUAUGUAAAUAGAUCAUUUAUAAAAUAAAAUAAAUAAAAAACUAUCAUAUUCAUGAGUUUUUAUUUAUUAUUAUUUAUUUGAACACAUAGAUAUUGGUACAAGGAGGCACCAAAUACAUAUGCGCCGCACAAAUCUCAUCUGAUAUGUGUGAAGGCUGUGAUACUGUCCGGGUGCCUGAACCGAAGUAGGUGGUUUUCUUAGGAGGCCACUGCCCGAACCUUUGACCUGAAGGUCUAAUCCAUAAAGCAAUGGAGCAACGUAAGGAGAUGCAGUUCCAUGGUAGCUGGUGAACAACGAUUGGUCCAUACGCCAUUUGUUCCUUCAGGAUACUGGAGCCAACCCAUGGGCAGCAUUGGUUUGAAAUCCGGUUAAACCGCCGGACAUUCGCUUUUCGUCUUCUCAUUUUCGUAAACAACACCCCCGCCACGAGAAGGCAAUGAGUAGAACUUCCCUGGGAGAGGCUAUAUACGCGUGGCCAUGCGAGAGCAUUGAGAGAGGGAGAGCGGACUUUUUCCACUCUCGGCCGUACCAGGGCAUUCGGAGGCAUAUGAAUGAGUGAUUAUUCGUGAAUACUACCUUUGUUAAGUCUUCUAAUUGAAUGGUUGAUUUGGUUUCCCUAAGAUCUAGUAAACCUAAGAUUACAUCUAAACAGCGUAGGCCGCCCACCAGCAUUCGCUAUCCAACCGUGUCAUAAGCAAUCAUUUAUACUGGUUUCCAAUUGUUACUCAAUCUUUUCAUAUCUGCUUCCAAUUCUUCGCACAGUGUGUCCUUUGGUCUUCCUUAUUUCCGUUUCCAUUCAAGAUUCUUUGUAAGCGCUUGUCUCAUGGUGCAGUUUGACGAUUUUCUCAAUCUAUGUCCUAUUCACUUCCAAUGUCUUUUCCUUUCAAACUGGAGAUUAGUUUACCCUCUCGCAUAGUAGACAGUUGAUGAUGUUAUCCAGUCAUCGGACAUCGAGUAUUUUGCAUAGACAACUAUUCAUAAAUACCUGUACCCUUUUGAUGAUGGUUGUGGUAGUUCUCCAGAUUUCAGCUCUGUACUAUAGAACUAACUGUCUUGAUGUUCAUAUUGAAAAUUGUGACUUUGAUAUUGGUUGAAGGUUGUUUUGAGUUGCAUAUAUUCUUCAACUGUAGGAAUGCUGUUGUUUCAUUGCCAAUCCUCACCUUUACGUCUACAUCGGAUCCUCGACGUUCAUUGAUGAUACUGUUCAGGUGCGUGGACGAUUCCACUUCUUCCAGAGUUUCUCCCUCAAGUGUGAUUGGAUUCGUGUCUCUGUGUUGUAUUUGAGGAUCUUGUUUUUCCUCUUGUGUAUGUUGAGGCCUACUGAUGCAUAGGGCGCUGCUAUACUGGUUGCCUUGACCUGCGUUUGCUGGUGUGUAUGGGAUGGAAGGGCCAGGUUAUUUGUGAAGUCCGAAUCGUCUAUUUGCAUCCAAACUGUCUAUUGUAUUCCGUAAUGUAUACUAGUGAUAAAUUAAAUGAAUACUCAAGAAGGGAUAAGAACAUAUAUGUAGUUUUGGAGUUACUAGUGACCUGUUUCAAGUUUAGUGCUCGAGUUUUGAAUGAUAAUCGAUACCAGUGAAGUUAAAUCACGUUAGAAAUGAGAAAUUCUAUCUUUAAUAUCAACAAAUGAUCAGCAGGCUAGAUUGCAAAGUAAUGAGUGUUAGAGGUAUUGGCAAUUCUAAUCUAACUCAAGAUCAUAACUUUAUUGACAAUCAUUCGUAAACCAUCUAUGUUAUUGGACAGCAAUGUAUAUAUCUUCAAUAGCUUUUUAAUGAUAGAAGUGUUACUAAUGGAAGUGCAGUUUGUUCUCAUCACUUUUAAGAAACAUUGUAGUAACUUCACAUGAAACAUCAUUCUUUAUGUAAAAUUAUCUCAUCUGGAUUUAUAGGCCUGUCAACAGAAAGAAUCUGUGAUGAUUAGGAGUAUUUGAAUUAAGAUACAAACUAGGAAUCCUAGAAGUAACUCAAUUUAACCAACAAGAACGACAUAAGCACGACUGAAGAUAUCGUAUUGGGUAUUCGAAAUCAGUCAGUUAUCAAGUUUGUACAAACAUCGCAUCCGACAUAGCUCAUAUAGAGUCUAAGUUUUUGUAAUCGAUUGUACGUCCUAAUCAUGUGUCUGCCCAACAAUGUCAGUCAGUGGGAGAAUAGGCAGAGACGACGAAGAGGCAACGACGAGUGUCCCUAUCUUUCCGAGUCAUUACCGUUCCGUUUAGUCUGACAGUGCACGAGUGACUGUUUAGGAGAGAUAGGACUCAAUGCUAUACCUACACCAGCGAGACCACGGGAAACAGCAUGAGGGCAUUCAGAUACACGAAGUCGGCAGUACGACUUCGCCCUCAGACUUUGAGUUGCUGCUUUUAGUCCUACCGUUCUCAAAUUGACCUUCCUGACCUGAUAGAACCUACAGGAACAUAUGUUCCAGCCAGUAUAGCUUCGUUGGGUCAUCACGAUAGGCAAGCUCGACCACCACGUCAAGGUAGCAGCUGCGAUCGGGUGUCCGACAGUGUAUUGGAUGUAGACUCUGUAUUGUCUAGAAUGCAUGUCACUGGGUUCCAGUCUCACAGUGAACAUCAAUUCUGAGAUGCAGGUACAUCCAACCGACGAGUCCCAAAUAGAACGAAACGCGCUUUGUCCUGGAUUCCAUUGCUAGCUAUCGUUCAUCUUUACUUAUAGAGCUUGUGUCUUAAGGUAAAAUCGAGGUCUUACGCACAGUAUACACAUAUGCUAAUGAGAGACUGAUCAAUUGUCAUUCUAAACCUGA